Molecule: messenger RNA, 1158 nt
Organism: Asparagus officinalis (garden asparagus)
Lineage: Eukaryota; Viridiplantae; Streptophyta; Magnoliopsida; Asparagales; Asparagaceae
Exons: 3
Coding region: 1-1158 (385 amino acids)
Source: RefSeq, a predicted model, not a curated record
AUGCUGUAUAUGUGUUCUCACCUGAAUUACUCAGAAGGCUCUAUCCCAGUCAGGUACUGGGGGAUGCCCUUGAUUUCAAAAAAGCUUACUCAUCUAGACUGCUCACCAUUGUUAAGCAAAAUUUCAGAACAGUUUCAAGGAUGGCAGAACAGAAGGAAUCUAUCUUAUGCUGGAAGAAUUCAGUUGAUUAAAUCUGUCAUUGUAGGGAUACAGAAUUACUGGACAAGUAAUUACUAUGUGUUACCCAUCAAGGUUCUACAAAGAAUUGAUAAACUGUGCUCUGACUUCUUAUGGAACUGCAUGAUACAUUUAGUCUCUUGGUAUGAUAUAUGCAAAGAUAAGAAAAUGGGAGGUCUGGGAUUAUAUACUGCAAAGGAUUGGAAUCAUGCAGCUGCAAUCAAAUUGCUAUGGAUGAUUCACAUUAAAAAAGAUAUAUUGUGGAUUAAAUGGGUGCAUGAAAAUUACAUACACCAACUGGAUAUAUGGCAGGUUCAAUCAAAAGGAACUAAUUCUUGGAUGUGGAGGCAAUUACUCAAAGUAAGAGAUAUGGCACUUAGCAAAUUUGGUGAUAGAAACAAUCUUCAAAGAGCUAUGGAAAACUGUCAUGUAAAUGGAAAAUUACAGAUAUCAGCUAUAUAUAAUGCUCUGACCCUUUCAGCAACUUAUGCCACAUGGUCGGAUACAAUUUGGAGAGGCUUGCACUAUCCUAAACAUUCAGUUAUACUAUGGCUAAUCACCCUCUCCAGGCUACUGACGAAGGACAGAUUAUGCAAGAUUGGAAUGCUAAAUGAAAAUCGAUACUACUCAUGGAGAUCAUGCAACUGGGAUCAAGUUAUGAACUGGUACAGUACAAAUUUGAAAGGAAAGGGAUUCAUGAAGAAGAUGAAGAGAAUGACAUUGUCGGCUACUGUCUAUUGGAUUUGGAAGGAAAGGAACUUAAGAAUCUUUCAAGGAAAGCUCCAUACACCUGCUCAGUUAGUCAGAGAAGUGAAAACUACAAUCUUAUCAAAGGUGCUAAAUGAAAAUAUUCCUGAACAUAUAAAGGAUAAAAUAGGAAAAAUAUGUCAGGAAGAGGUCAUGGACGCCGAGUUUCUCGCGCUAAGGGAGUUGAGCAGGAAGAUAGGGAGCCCAAACCACAGUAGGCUCCGCAGUAUCUAG